Rhinocladiella mackenziei CBS 650.93 is the source of this 5616-nucleotide messenger RNA. RefSeq lists its product as uncharacterized. Bases 1 to 5616 code for a protein of 1871 amino acids. The record is from RefSeq and is a predicted model, not a curated record. Lineage: Eukaryota; Fungi; Ascomycota; Eurotiomycetes; Chaetothyriales; Herpotrichiellaceae. The transcript has 7 exons.
AUGAACUCAGAACCACCUGGAGAUGUUAACGGUGAUCUGCUCGAUCACGCUGUCGUUGACCAGGUCGGUGAGCAGGAGGGCGAUAAGGCUGGCAUUGUGACCGCCGACUUUGCGCCUGUAACCAAUGCUGCUCAUAUUGGACGGCUUCGGGGUCAACGCUCUGUUCUCUAUUUCUAUGGAAGCUACCCAGAGGAUCAGAGGGGGUUUGAACCCAUUCCUUUGACACGCUUCGACGCGCUUACGUCUGCAGAUAUAGCCUCUCAGCCACCGGAAUCGCCUGAAUCAAGGCUUCGAGAUGAUUGCCAGUUGAGCCCAGAAUGCAUUCUCAGGGCCCCUCCGGGCCCUUCGCCAAGCGUUCCAACUGACAUUGCUUUGGGAGACGGAAACGGGACGGUAGCAUAUGUCAACGAGCGAGGCGAGCUCAUUUGUAUUGUGAAGAUGCUCGACCUCGGACCCUCCGGUUUAUUCCGGGCAAGACCUAACUACUAUAAUGAGUCCGCCCUGACUGAAGUUGUUCGGGGUGAGAAAUAUGGUAUGGGUCUGAGGCUUUUUCACGGGGAGUCUCUCAAGAGUGGAACCCACAACGUGGAGUAUGUGCACGAUCGAUGGCCUCGAAUAUCAUCAAACUAUCAAAAAUUUGGUGCUCUGGUCCAAUGGUCCAUCAAAGACGGGAAGGUCAUCCAGCAUUAUACUUUGGCAAGCAGUUCUACUGUCGACGUCGACUUUAUCUUCGACAUGGGGAUCCUUGUCGAAGCACCUUUUAUGAAUGAUGGGAGACUGAUAAAUGCGUGCAAUGCGAACGGUGAACUUUUCACAACGGGCCCUACGGCGGUUGCUCUUGCUGGUGGGCCUGGAGGUUACGUUCGAUUCUAUGCAUCACUCUUUGCAGAUGGCCGACCAGUUCCUCUGAAACCUUCCUGGACCGAUGACAAAGAUCCGUCCUUUUAUAGUGACAACUCGGAUGAGAGCGAUGUUGAGAAAGAAAAUGUCACCCUAAAGGCCAAGAAAAUCCUGGGGAUAGUCCAUGAACACCGUGUUCGAAUGCAUCCAGGGGAGAUACGUACUGUUACUGCCAUUUAUCAUCUUGACCAUGUUCCCUGGCAACGUGAGGAAGUUUUUUCCAUGGACCUGAUCGCAAACAAGCCACGAGAGUUGUACAAGGAACAGCGUCAGGAUGAAAGAACAUUCAUGGAAGAGUAUGAAAAGUACAAAGCGUCCAAUGAUUUGGCAAGUGCACGACUCCUCUUAGAUGAAGGCCUACCCACAAAAGAAGUCGCAAAUGAAUCAACAAGAGACGGCCCUGACCUUGGCCAAACGAGGAAUAUUAAGCCUUUUUCCAAUUGGGGCGGGGAGACGUUUUCCUCCCACCGGCUCUUCGGUAUGGAGUGGGAACAAGAAUAUGAACCCUCACAAUAUUCAAUCGCAUCAUUCAGAAUCCCUCUGUUUGCAAGAGGCUCUCGCCCAAACAGAUGGCAGGCUCAAGACUCGAGAUUGGAAGAGGCAUUUGCACGGAUACGAACGCAAAUCAGGCGAGAAAACGAUCCGCUGUACAUAGACACCAAAGAAUAUCUACGAAUGAGCUGUUACGGACAUUGGAAGGGGUCAUUUGGCGGCGCGGACUCAAGUUUCCUAUUUCGCCGUCAUCUUCAGCACUUGCUGCUCGUUACCACAAUUCCUAUUCACUGGAGCAGCAAAGGAGAAGUGCGUGCGGCCUACUUUUUCUCCGACGGCCAUUUUCUCGAGAACAACAAAUACAGUAAAUCCAGCUUAUUCCAGUUCCGUUUCCUUGUUGACAUGUAUCGGUUGCUCGAAAAAGGUGAAGUGGCCGAUGAUUCUUUGAAAAAGGCACUACAGACGCACAUCAUCCAAAUCUGCACGGGUCACUUGGAUUGGUGCUUUGACAUAGCUCAAACAACUCGUUCAGGCACGUGGGCCAAGAAAUACCGACCAUUUGGCUCGAUGCUCUCUGUCGAGGAUGACUAUAUUCAAGGUUGCCUACACUUUCUCAAGCUUUUCGAAGCCGGGGAGAAGCUUCCAGUUGACCAGGAUUUCAUCUUUGAAAAGCUUACCAAAAGAUUGAAAGGGUGGCUCACUCACCUGAAAUUAUCUCAGAACACUAAAUCUGGGCUUUGGGAAGAGGGCAGGCAGGUAGUCUGCCUUGAAAAGGGGGAAGACUCCUAUCAGAAUCCCCAUAAGAUCAUCGUACCCCAGUAUGAUCUCUGUCAGUCGGUACUUAUCUGGCAGACCCUCGGUGCUAUUCGCACGAUGGCGGAUUCUGGACAAUCAUGCCCCUCUUACCGCGUCUCAGAUUUGUCGACGAAGUUGAAUGACGUUCUCAAGGAUAGUCAACUCCGACACCUGUUCUCUGUGGUUGGAUUGCGAAAUCUGAUCCUCGACCGUUUUAGCUUUAACCAUACAUUCCAGCCUCGUGACUUGCUGCAGUUGAGAGCUCAAGGAGGAACCCCCCAAGACUCAACUGGCGAAAUGAGCAGGCGUCUAAUUGCAGUCAGUCGUUCGGGGAAACAGAAACCACGAUUCCACUGGACUGCCGACAGCAUGAUCCUUUGUGAAGGAUACGAUGGUGGUAUCUUUAAUAAGACGCCUGUGAAUGAAGGUCCUAACAAUCGAAUGGACGAGUGGAGGCAAACUUUGGAGCUACAGACCUUUCAGCACGCAGCACUCUGGAAAAAGCCGCACAGGUACAUUUUAGCGCUUAUUCUGGCUUCGAAUUCCGAAUUCUCCAUCGACCAAUCUAUGGACGCAAGGGAAAUGGUGCGAGUUUGUACGUCAACCAUCUUGAGAAGUGUUCUCAUUGACGGAAGAGUCGCGGAAGAGUUGGAGCCCGCUACGAAGACUCCCCGUCCUCGGGAAUAUCGAAAACGUAAACAGACAAUGUUUACCGUUCCCCAUUUCCUACUUCGCCAGAAAUACCGUCACCUUCUGAUGAAUCCGACACGAUGCUUUUGGAAUGUUGGCGACGAUGGCAGCUUCGAGCUACCUGGAUCGUCUCAGAGACAUCUUCGAAAGAAUUUCAAGUAUGAAAAGUCUGUCCGAUCCAUCAAGAAACGUGGAUUCUAUGCCAAGGUCAACGAAGCAAAUAUUCUCGAAAAUCCCUGCGAGCCCGCAUGGUUAUUUGAUGAUCCGGAUUUCUUCACUACCGAAGAUCGCUCUUGCGACAAGGAGGUACUUCGCCAGGAUGUUCAGAGUCUCAAAAGAGAGCUCAGCCUAGACGAUGAUUUUCCGAACAGCGAAUUCAAGGUUAUUGCCAAAUGCAUCGCGCAGUUUGAAGCCAACGAUCAUUCCUUUGGGCAAGACAGUUUUCGUGCAAACACUUCUGCUGUCAACGAAGUUAUCCGGUCAGGUACAGAAAAUGGCUGGAAGGUUGGCACAGUGAUAAAAGAACGGCUUUACUUUGCUGAAGAGCUCCUCGAAAAGCUUCGAAGCAAGAGAGAGAGGAAUGAGAUCAAGAAGCGGUUGAUAUAUGUCUACAAUUGUGCUCCUCGCACGGCCCUAGCGUUGAUGCUAGGAGCUGCCGGCGUUGAGAAGUUCUAUCUCCCCGAAUUUCUGGAACGCCAUCAAAAACGAGGGAUGUUCUUGCACGAUGAGACACGAAGACAUGCCAACACCUGGGUCACGGAGCUCCAUUUCGGCUUCUACAGUGUCUUCAGAAAGACUCCGGCAGAUCUCGAUGACAGCAGCGACGACAGCAGUGACGAAGAAGAUGGAGAGGGGAGCCCCCAGAACUCAAUUUUUGACGGGGUAGGAUUGCCCUGCCCCGGUCGGGAAGACUGGUGUAUCGACACGGCGGCGAUCAGCAUUCACUUUGUCGGGGACCUCAAUGACCGCUACUGGACGAGCCAUGUUCUCGUUUAUAUGCCUCGUGGCAACCGCCGAUGGUUUGCUGACGAGAAUUCCUUUGAUCUUGUUGCUCCUUCUGGAGAAGGAAAUAAGAACACGCGGCAUAGUCAACGAAAGAUAUUAGAGGCGAGAUGGUUUGCCAAAGCGACCGAGACCAUGGUGAAUGAGACGAAAGGGAUCCUGGAUUAUGUUGCGGAAGUCUCUGGAGAAAAGGACAAUCGGUUUUACAGUUUGAACAAGUACGACAGCUUUAGCAGGACGUUUGACCAGAACAAGGAGACUUACCUUCUCUACGGCGAUCUGAUUAAACUGCUUUUCGAUGUGAAGGACAGCCUCGAAGCCAUCAGGAAUAUGACAAGAAGUUGGACAACCAGGGCAGCCUUCCGGGAGACGCAGCCGCGUUGGACACGGGACGACGAAGCCGCCUAUCGGGAAGAGAUCGAUAUCUGGGAGCGCGAGGGUACCGCCAAUGUCAAGGCUCUUGAUUACAUGCACGACCAUGUCAAAAACAGGAUUGACCAUAUCACGCAGCUACGCCAGUGGCUCCUUGAUGACUUGAACCUGAAAGAGGCACGAGUAUCAAAUCGCUCGGCCGACGACGUCCGUAUUUUUACCUACGCGACCGUUGUUUUCCUGCCGCUGAGUUUCGCAUCCAGCAUUUUCUCGAUGGGAGGUGCACCCGACAAUCCGACAGUCAAUUCAUUCUUGAUCGCCGCUUUUGUGGCCCUGGUGGCCACCAUCAUCUUCGUCCUCAAUGCGGGAACACCAAUGCGCAUUAUGACGAAAUACAAGAACAAGAUUUUGGGAUUACCCCCGGAUGGAUUCGCAAUGGAGCACGCAAAAAGUCAAUGGUGGAGUGUACUCCGCGCUCUCGACACAUGGUUUGUCAAGGUCCCAUCCAACAUGGUCCUCACUGCUCGCGUCAUCGUCGCGGAACGCAUACACAGCCGGGAAUUGCUACGAAGAAGAAAGAGGGGAAAGAAACACAAGAAGUCGCUCGCAAAAGAUGGACCGGAGAGGAUCAAUAGUGCCGACGACAACGGGGACCGUCCUAUCCAAGGCCCGUACACGGCUGUGGAGGAGAGGAGGAGGCACAGGGAAAUGCUCAGGCAGAAACAGAAAUGGUGGAACGACACUUUCAAGGUUGUCCUCGGGGCGUUUACUCUCCCAUUUUACCUCCUGGUCCAGAUCCUCCACAUUGUGGUCGUCAACCUGUUUGAUCUUGUCAAACUUCUCUUAUAUACCCUCCCGUUGUAUCCAUUCCGGCGCCUUGACCGCGAACUCCGGACAGAGGAGGAUGAACGGAAAUCCACGACGUCUGUGGGCACCCGAUUUGCAGCAUCUCAGGCAAAACAGGGCCACAAAGAAAAUGAGACCGAACAGCGAUAUAAGAGAGAGAAACAGCUCCGCGAGCUCCGUCAGGCCGAAGAGCAAUACAAAACACUCAACCUAGAGCGGUUCCUGAUGGUCCCACGCAUUGGCAAUGUUGAACAACACCUGCAAAAAGGAGAAUCACUGAGAACCGCCCUGGAACGCUGGCGGAAGGAGAAGGAAGAAGGAGAAAAGCAGCUCGAGAAUUUGAAAAGAAAAUACAAGAAAAGCCUGAAGAAGGUUGACGGAGGUUCCAAAGAUGGCGGCGCGGAGAGCGAGGAUAGCGACGAGCCGAAGUUUGAAGAGAAACGGUCUCCUUUGUGGAGAAGACUCUUCCAUCAUGACAAUACUGGUAGUAUCGGCAGUUACGGAAAGGGAGAGCCGUGA